CGGGCGCUGCCGCCGCCACCCUCGGCCGGCUGCGGGACUCGCGCUGCGGGGCGCGGUGGGCGGAGCGGCCCGGGCUUGGCGGGUGCGGGCAGAGGCGGCCGAGAGCUUGCGGGGUCGACACGGGGGGGUGGAGGUUUGGGGGGCGGGGGGGGCCGGCGGCCGCCAUCUUCUCGCCGAGACCGCCUCGCCCGCCGCGCGGGUCCGUCCGGCAGCGCACGGGUUAAGGCUGGCACCGCGCCCGGCGGGAGGGGGGCGCCCACCUCCCCUCCCCCCCGCGCCGGGCAUGCGGGGCCCGCUGGGCACCGAGGAGGAGCUGCCGCGGCUGUUCGCGGAGGAGAUGGAGAACGAGGAGGAGAUGUCAGAAGAAGAAGACGGUGGCCUUGAAGGCUUUGAGGACUUCUUUCCUGCAGAGCCCGUGAGCCUUCCCAAGAAGAAGCCGAAGAAGCUGAAGGAGAGCAAGUCCAAAGGGAAGAGGAAGAAGAAAGAGGGGAGCAAUGAUGAGCUGUCAGAAAAUGAGGAGGAUCUGGAGGAGAAGUCAGAGAGCGAAGGUAGCGACUACAGCCCCACCAAGAAGAAGAAGAAGAAACUGAAGGAGAAAAAGGAGAAGAAGGCUAAGCGGAAAAAGAGGGAUGAGGAUGAAGAGGAUAAUGAGGACGGAGGCUUGAAGGAGCCCAAGUCCUCGGGACAGCUCAUGGCCGAAUGGGGGCUUGACGAUGUGGAUUACCUAUUUUCUGAGGAUGACUACCACACGCUGACCAACUACAAGGCCUUCAGCCAGUUCCUCCGGCCUCUUAUUGCUAAGAAGAACCCGAAGAUCCCCAUGUCCAAAAUGAUGACUGUCCUGGGGGCCAAGUGGCGAGAAUUCAGCGCCAACAACCCAUUCAAGGGCAGCUCGGCGGCGGCAGCUGCGGCGGCCGUGGCUGCGGCCGUGGAGACGGUGACCAUCGCUCCUCCACUGGCCAUCAGUCCCCAGCAAGUGCCCCAGCCUCUGCCCGUACGCAAGGCCAAGACCAAAGAGGGCAAGGGGCCCGGAGUGAGGAAGAAGAACAAAGGCGCCAAAGAUUCCAAGAAAAAGGGCAGGGGCAAGAGAGUGGCAGGGCUCAAGUUCCGCUUCGGAGGGAUCAGCAAGAGGAAGAAGGGUUCCUCGAGCGAGGAGGAUGAACCGGAGGACUCAGAUUUGGACAAUGCCAGCAUCCACAGCUCUUCUGUGCGUUCUGAGUGCUCUGCAGCUCUGGGCAAGAAGAAUAAGAGGAGGCGCAAGAAGAAGAGGAUUGAUGAUGGUGACGGCUAUGAGACAGACCACCAGGACUACUGCGAGGUGUGCCAGCAGGGAGGGGAGAUCAUUCUCUGUGAUACCUGCCCGAGGGCGUACCACCUGGUCUGCCUGGACCCGGAGCUGGAGAAGGCUCCAGAGGGCAAGUGGAGCUGCCCACACUGUGAGAAGGAGGGGAUCCAGUGGGAGCCGAAGGAUGAUGAUGAGGAAGAGGAGGAGGGCGGUUGCGAGGAGGAGGAGGAUGACCACAUGGAGUUCUGCCGCGUGUGCAAGGACGGUGGCGAGCUUCUGUGCUGUGAUGCUUGUCCCUCCUCCUACCACUUGCACUGCCUCAACCCGCCGCUGCCGGAGAUCCCGAACGGUGAAUGGCUCUGCCCGCGCUGUACAUGUCCCCCACUGAAGGGCAAGGUUCAGCGGAUCCUACACUGGAGGUGGACGGAACCCCCGGCUCCCUUUAUGGUGGGGCUGCCAGGACCAGAGGUGGAGCCCGGUAUGCCCCCGCCCAGGCCUCUGGAGGGCAUACCUGAGAGAGAGUUCUUUGUCAAGUGGGCUGGUCUCUCCUACUGGCACUGCUCCUGGGUGAAGGAGCUACAGUUGGAGCUGUACCACACCGUGAUGUAUCGCAACUACCAAAGAAAGAAUGACAUGGACGAACCACCACCCUUCGAUUACGGCUCUGGUGAUGAGGACGGUAAGAGCGAGAAACGGAAGAACAAGGACCCUCUCUACGCCAAGAUGGAGGAACGCUUCUACCGCUACGGCAUCAAGCCCGAGUGGAUGAUGGUCCACCGCAUCCUGAACCACAGCUUUGACAAGAAGGGGGAUGUACAUUACCUGAUCAAGUGGAAGGACCUGCCCUACGACCAGUGCACCUGGGAGAUUGACGAGAUUGACAUCCCCUACUAUGACAACCUGAAGCAGACCUACUGGGGCCACAGGGAACUGAUGCUGGGAGAGGACGCUAGGCUGCCCAAGAGGCUGGUCAAGAAGGGCAAGAAGCUGAAGGAUGAUAAACAAGAGAAGCCACCCGAUACACCCAUCGUGGACCCCACAGUCAAGUUCGACAAGCAGCCGUGGUACAUCGACUCCACAGGAGGCACGCUGCACCCUUACCAGCUGGAGGGCCUCAACUGGUUACGCUUCUCCUGGGCCCAGGGCACCGACACUAUCCUGGCUGAUGAGAUGGGUUUGGGGAAGACAGUACAGACCAUUGUGUUUCUCUAUUCUCUGUACAAGGAGGGCCACUCCAAGGGGCCUUACCUGGUCAGCGCGCCCCUGUCCACCAUCAUCAACUGGGAACGGGAGUUUGAGAUGUGGGCUCCUGACUUUUACGUGGUCACCUACACGGGGGACAAGGAGAGCCGCUCUGUGAUCCGUGAGAACGAGUUUUCUUUUGAGGACAACGCGAUUCGAGGCGGGAAGAAAGUAUUCCGCAUGAAGAAGGAGGUGCAGAUCAAAUUCCACGUGUUGCUUACCUCCUAUGAGCUCAUCACCAUUGACCAAGCCAUCCUGGGCUCCAUCGAGUGGGCCUGCCUCGUGGUGGAUGAGGCCCAUCGGCUCAAGAACAACCAGUCCAAGUUCUUUAGGGUCUUGAAUAGCUACAAGAUCGACUACAAGCUGCUGCUGACGGGGACCCCCCUCCAGAACAACCUGGAGGAGCUGUUCCACCUCCUCAACUUCCUGACUCCAGAGAGGUUCAACAAUCUGGAAGGCUUCUUGGAGGAGUUUGCCGACAUCUCCAAGGAAGAUCAGAUCAAGAAGCUGCAUGACCUGCUGGGGCCACACAUGCUUCGGCGGCUCAAGGCCGACGUGUUCAAGAACAUGCCGGCCAAGACGGAGCUGAUUGUCCGCGUGGAGCUGAGCCAGAUGCAGAAGAAGUACUACAAGUUCAUCCUGACGCGGAACUUCGAGGCGCUCAACUCCAAGGGGGGUGGCAACCAGGUGUCUCUGCUCAACAUCAUGAUGGAUCUGAAGAAGUGCUGCAACCACCCGUACCUCUUCCCCGUGGCUGCCGUGGAAGCCCCCAUGUUGCCCAACGGCUCCUAUGACGGCAGCUCCCUGGUCAAGUCUUCAGGGAAGCUGAUGCUACUUCAGAAGAUGCUGAAGAAGCUGCGGGAUGAGGGGCACCGAGUGCUCAUCUUCUCCCAGAUGACCAAGAUGUUGGACCUGUUGGAGGACUUCCUGGAGUAUGAGGGCUACAAGUAUGAGCGGAUCGACGGGGGUAUCACUGGGGGCCUCCGGCAAGAAGCCAUCGACAGAUUCAAUGCUCCUGGGGCCCAACAGUUCUGCUUCCUGCUCUCAACACGUGCCGGUGGCCUGGGCAUCAAUCUGGCCACGGCCGACACAGUCAUCAUUUACGACUCGGACUGGAACCCCCACAAUGACAUCCAGGCCUUCAGCCGUGCUCACCGCAUCGGGCAGAACAAGAAGGUCAUGAUCUACCGCUUCGUGACACGGGCCUCGGUGGAGGAACGCAUCACUCAGGUGGCCAAGCGCAAGAUGAUGCUCACGCACCUGGUGGUGCGACCCGGCCUGGGCUCCAAGUCGGGCUCCAUGACCAAGCAGGAGCUGGACGAUAUCCUUAAGUUCGGGACAGAGGAGCUCUUCAAGGAUGACGUGGAGGGUAUGAUGUCCCAGGGCCAGAGGCCGACCACGCCCAUCCCUGAUGUACAGUCCACCAAGGGCGGAUCUCUGGCUGCCGGUGCAAAGAAAAAGCACGGCGGCACCCCGCCAGGCGACAACAAAGAUGUAGAAGACAGCAGUGUGAUCCACUACGACGACGCAGCCAUAUCAAAGCUGCUGGACCGGAACCAGGACGCCACGGAUGACACUGAGCUGCAGAACAUGAACGAGUACCUGAGCUCCUUCAAAGUGGCCCAGUACGUGGUCCGUGAGGAAGAUGGCGUGGAGGAGGUGGAGAGGGAGGUGAUCAAGCAGGAGGAGAAUGUGGAUCCUGACUACUGGGAGAAGCUUUUGCGCCAUCACUACGAGCAGCAGCAGGAGGACUUGGCCCGCAACCUGGGCAAAGGCAAGCGCAUCCGUAAGCAGGUCAACUACAACGACGCCUCCCAGGAGGACCAGGGUGCGUGUGAGUGGCAGGAUGAGCUCUCGGACAACCAGUCGGAAUAUUCCAUCGGCUCUGAGGACGAGGACGAGGACUUCGAGGAGAGGCCAGAAGGGCAGAGCGGACGUCGACAAUCCAGGAGGCAGCUGAAGAGUGACAGGGACAAGCCCCUGCCGCCUCUUCUGGCCCGAGUUGGGGGCAACAUUGAGGUUCUGGGCUUCAAUGCCAGACAGAGGAAGGCAUUUUUGAAUGCCAUCAUGCGUUGGGGCAUGCCACCUCAGGAUGCCUUCAACUCCCACUGGCUGGUGCGCGACCUUCGUGGGAAGAGUGAGAAGGAAUUUAGAGCCUAUGUAUCACUCUUCAUGCGCCACCUGUGUGAGCCCGGCGCAGACGGCGCGGAGACCUUUGCAGACGGCGUGCCCCGGGAGGGCCUGUCCAGGCAGCACGUACUCACGCGCAUUGGGGUCAUGUCGCUGGUUAGGAAGAAGGUGCAGGAGUUUGAACAUGUCAACGGCAAGUACAGCACCCCAGACCUGGUCCCCGAGGGGCCCGAGGGCAAGAAGCCAGGCGAGGUCAUCUCCUCGGACCCCAACACACCCGUGCCUGCCAGCCCUGCACAGCUCCCACCGGCUCCGCUGGGCCUGCCAGCAGACAAAAUGGAAGCCCAGCUGGGCUACACGGACGAGAAGGAGUCAGGCACACAGAAGCCAAAGAAGUCCCUGGAAAUCCAGGCCCUGCCAACUGCCCUGGACAGAGUAGAGGCUGAAGACAAACAUCAGAGCUCAGACAGCAAGGACAGAGCUCGGGAGGAGAGGAUGGAGGAGGUGGAGAAGGCUCAGGGCUCUCCGGAGCAGCCACUGAAAGAGGAAACACUACCGGACAAGGAACCUGUCCCAGACAAGCUGGAGCUAAGCCUGAGUCACAGCAACGAUUUCAGGCCAGAUGACCCCAAGGCCGAGGAGAAGGAGCCCACAGAGACCCAGCAAAACGGCGACAGAGAGGAAGACGAGGAGGGCAAGAAAGAAGACAAGAACGGGAAAUUCAAGUUCAUGUUCAACAUUGCAGAUGGUGGUUUCACAGAGCUGCACACGCUGUGGCAGAAUGAGGAACGGGCAGCUGUGUCCUCGGGGAAAAUCUACGAAAUCUGGCACCGUCGCCAUGACUACUGGCUGCUGGCAGGCAUUGUGACGCAUGGCUAUGCCCGCUGGCAGGACAUUCAGAAUGACCCGAGGUACAUGAUCCUAAAUGAGCCUUUCAAGUCUGAGGUUCAUAAGGGUAACUACCUGGAGAUGAAGAAUAAGUUCUUGGCCCGUCGGUUCAAGCUGCUGGAGCAGGCGCUGGUGAUCGAGGAGCAGCUCCGGAGGGCAGCGUACCUCAACAUGACCCAGGAUCCCAACCACCCAGCCAUGGCGCUCAAUGCUCGCCUGGCAGAGGUGGAGUGCCUUGCCGAGAGCCACCAGCACCUAUCCAAGGAGUCCCUUGCCGGGAACAAGCCCGCCAACGCUGUCCUGCACAAGGUCCUGAACCAGCUGGAAGAGCUGCUGAGUGAUAUGAAAGCAGAUGUGACACGCUUGCCCUCCAUGUUAUCACGCAUCCCCCCGGUGGCCGCCCGUCUGCAGAUGUCGGAACGCAGCAUCCUGAGUCGCCUGACCAACCGCGCCGGUGACCCUACCAUCCAGCAGGGCGCUUUCGGCUCCUCUCAGAUGUACAACAACAGCUUUGGGCCCAACUUCCGGGGCCCCGGACCGGGAGGGAUUGUCAACUACAACCAGAUGCCCCUGGGGCCCUAUGUGACUGCCAAGCCACCUGCCCCACGGGAGAGAAAAGCUACAGCCUUUUUAGGAGUUGGUGCCGUGUCGGGGUACAAAAGGGAAAACAAGCAAUUCUAUCACACGGAGGACAGGCCCAGGCUGGCUGUGCAAGAGUCCAGAAGUGCCACCUCAUCGUAGCUGAAGUGUUCUUCCACACAGCAUCCCAUCGGACAGCCACGCCCGGCAAGGUCCCAGCACCAUUUCCAGAGUGACUUACUUAGAGGAGAUUCCAUUUACCUGUAUUUUUUUUUUUUUUUUUGCACUUUCCUACUGAAGAUGAGAACAUGUUUGUCUUGAUAAAAAGUUGGAUGACGUGUGGAAGAUUCAGAUUCACGACGCUCCUGUCUGUCACCGGCUCCAGACCUCAAGGGGAAGCUCAGCUCUUUGGAGGCCCUUGGUGCUGCUGCUCUAUGGACUCACUGCGGGGCUGGGGAGAAAUGCAGCAUCCAGUGUUCUGGAAACCCUUAGUAUGUCCCCCCCCCAGCCCCUUGACUGCACCCGUGUGACUACCCUUCCGCUCCAGCCCCCUGCCUGCCUGCUUGGGACCCUAGUGCUAGCGGGGGAGGGGAUCAGGUCUGGAGAGUGGCUGCUGACGUCGAGCUUGGGAGACCACCAGGUACAUUGCAUUUCCUGGCAGGAGCAUGUUAUCUCAAGGGCUUUGGAAUCUCUCUCUCCCAGGGGACGGGUGGUGGCGGCAGCGAUGAUGUGUGUCAGGUUGAAGCGAGGGUAUCUGUGCGGGUAGAGCAGACCGAGACCUCCUGCAGGGGUUUCUGGACAUUUUCUGUCUGCAGGGGGGUGGUUGUAGACAGGUGCUAGCUGGUGUCUCAGAGAAGGGUGGGUGUUUGUUGUGUGGCCCUGGGAGAUAUGUCCCACUCCCCGCGGCAUGGACUUCCAUGCCGUGUGCUGAGCAUCCUGGGCCACAGAUGCCAACAGCGCCCCCCGGAGGCUGAAUUUAUCUCUUUCGUGUCGGUCCUAGAGAGGUCUUGGCGAGGGCGACUUCUGCAUGAAGUAGGGGCCACAGGGGCCUUUGCUGGUUCUCAGAGGGUAUGGAGACAGCUGUGCUUGGAGGUGGGGCUGGACCGAUGGCUUCUUUACAUCUUCCUAGCUGGAGCCUUCAAGACUUCCGGUCUCAUUUCCUGCGGGGAAGGCUUAGAGUACCAGGACCAUCUUCCCGUGUGUGUCACUGUUGGCACGCCAGCUUGUCUUGCUCCACCCCAGCCUGUGGCACCAUGCAAUGCUUCAUGCUGGGGUGUAGGUGGGGUAGAGCCUCCCGGGCUCCAGGCUUGUGUGUGACCUCCUCACGGGCCCUGGCUCAACCUGGAGAUAUCCUGGGGUUCAGUAUAUCCUGACGAUGAGGAAAGGGCUUGUGGAGAGAAGCCAGCUGGGUCUGAGGGAGCUUGGAAGGGGUCGGAUUCUCUCUGGAAAGGAGUCGUGUGUAUGCAGCAUCUCUGGGCCUACGAAGAAUGGAGGCAGGUCUCCAUGGCUUGUUUUGAGGACACUUGGGCAGGCGGCUGGCCUUGCUUAGCUCAGAUGUGCACAUUUGUUCCUCCUCUGCUCCUGGAGGGCUGGACCCCCACGGCUUCUUCUACUGUGGCACUCGAGUGUCUACUAUCCAAAUCUUAAGGCCAGCAACUGGCCACACACUGUGGGUAGGCAGAGGGGGAGGAGGGGACUCUGGUCGCAGACAGGACCUCUGUAGGCCUGAAUGCGUUAUGGUGGCUGACCCCGCUUACUAAGAAGGGCUUGUCCUCUGUGUGGCAGUGUCUUCUCUAGCUCACUCCUCCACCCAGGGUCUCUGUGCUAAUCCCACUGGGCAAGAUGGUCAGCCCUGUUGGCCUCGUUCACAACUCUGCGUCCUCCUUCAGCAGUGACAUCCUGAGACUUGGGCCUUCAGGUUCACGCAGGACAGAAUAGGGUCUGUGUCUCUGACUAGACUUCAGGGGUUCCUCCCUUCCCUGAGUCUUGCUUUGUCUGUCCAUCUCUGCUUUUUCCUAGGAUAUACACACCCUCUGUGGCCUUCUCUCCGCAGCCUCCUUGACCUGAGCCCGCUGCUGGCCUGGGAGGGUCUGUGUUCCCUGUGGCCAGCUGUCAAGGGUAGACUGCCCAGGCAGCUGAGGAGAGGACAAAGCCCUUCAGAGUGUUCUCAUCUUGGCCCUUGAGCUGUCUCCUGCUAGAGAAUAGUGGGGGUGGAGGUGGCAUCUUGAGGUGGUUCUAGUUUUGCUGCUGGUAGAAUUGGGUCCUCGUGCCCGAGCUGUCAGAGCCACAGCGGACAUUUCCGGCUACUUUGGCUUACUAUCAGGUUUCUGUGGACCGUAUGGGGUGGCUCUCAGGUGACAUAGGGAGUUUGGGGUCAGAGUUACAACAUCUGAGGGUACCCUUCACGAACUCCUGCUGUGAACUACUUAACUCCACUCCCUUCCCCCAGGGCCACCUGUCAGUCAGGGCUCCCUCCCCCACCCUCUGGGAGCUCCCUAACCCAUGUGGGUUGCUGGCUCAGUGACACGGGCAACCCAUCUAAAUCUUGAGUCCUGCAGGGGGAACGCUGAGGGUGGGCUAGGGGGACAGCGAUCUUUGCCGUCCAACAGAGCAGGUGAGAGUUGAUGCUUGGAGCUUUUAGUGCGCGCCAAGGAAGGGGGUUGGAGACCUAGGCUGAUCUCCUCCCUCAGCUUCACUGUCUUGGCCUACCCACAAGGGUGGACAGUCGCCCCCCACGGCGCUCCUACACAGAACACAGCAAGGAAGAGGAGGCCCACCCGCCCGAUUUAUAUACCCGGAAGUUUACAGGUUGUGGUGUGUCAGCCCAAAGUCUUUGGUGUCCUUGUGUUUAUGGAAAUUUUCCCUCUUAAUUUUCAGAUUUUUUUUUUAAAAGAAAAAAAAACGAAAGUAUUUUUUUAGGUACGACUACCCGGAAAGGGCCUGUUGGGUGUGUGUGUAUGUCCUGAACUCUCCACAUAGCCACAUAGGGACCAGAGCUCUUCCACCUGACCUGGAGAGGAGGGAGGGCCCCCUCUGCGGCCUGCCAGGGUCAAGCUAGACUGCAGGCAGUUCCCUUCCUUCCCCGGGCCACGCUGGCAUCUGUCCCACCCUUGCCCAAUCCAGCACACCCUGGUGAAGUCAGAGUAGGUGCUUGGCGCCAGCUGGGAGCAUCCCAGCAGGGGUCCCAAGGGCACACAUGGGAGCCCCUCUGAAGGCCGUCCUGAGGGAGGCGGGACGGACUAGCCAGUGUUAUCUCCACUCGUAUUCUCUGUGUAUGUUUUGGUUUCUGUGUUUUAAUAAACCCUUUGGGAAGGGACGGA
Molecule: messenger RNA, 9444 nt
Organism: Rattus norvegicus (Norway rat)
Lineage: Eukaryota; Metazoa; Chordata; Mammalia; Rodentia; Muridae
Gene: Chd5
Product: chromodomain helicase DNA binding protein 5
Biological process (GO): chromatin remodeling
Cellular component (GO): nucleus; chromosome; chromatin
Molecular function (GO): DNA binding; ATP binding; ATP hydrolysis activity
Source: RefSeq, a predicted model, not a curated record